Messenger RNA from Penicillium brasilianum, 579 nucleotides. Lineage: Eukaryota; Fungi; Ascomycota; Eurotiomycetes; Eurotiales; Aspergillaceae. The record is from the annotation of a GenBank genome assembly.
AUGACGUCAGGGCAUGAUAUGAACGCGGACUUUGAGAUCGUCCAAGAGAACUGCACCAAGAUGAUCAAGUCGGCCGAAGAACGUCAUCAGCGGCUUGCGGCGUGCCUCACUGACCAGCAGCGGGAAGCAUCCGAAGCCGAGCAGCAGACUGGCGCCGAACGGACGCAGCUGAACACAAAGGUUCGGCAAAUCACCUCGGAAAAACAGAAGGCUAUUGACGAAGUCCGAAAACUGAGAGAGCAAAACGUGCUCUUCCAACAACGCCUGGAUGCCAUCAAUUCGGAUUGCCAGAAUCAUGUCACGCGGGGCGAAGUCCAAAUGACAUUAAAGGAACCGCAUAGCCUCUCGUCAACAGGGACAGACCAGAUUGGUACAAAGAUGAACGAGUCCCAAGAGUCCCAAUAUAUGUACUUCGGUACCUGCUUAACCGGGUCCGACGUGGCCCAAGAGCCCUGGACCGCGCCAAACGGCCAAUUUACCAUAUUGGAAAAUUGUCUUCUACCGAAGAGCACGGGGCCGCUGUUUGAUGCAUCGAACGCUCAAAACCUGUCCCAUUUUGACACAUACGAAAUGAUUUAG